CAGUGGUAUCAUUGACGCUGAUUGGGCACUUGCACGGUCUCCUCGUUCUCCCUGGUCACCACAGCAGCUCCAUCGAGCCGAAUCACCCUUGGGGUUGCAAUGAUCAAUCUACUAGACGUGCUAUGGUCCAGUUGCACCUUCCCCCUGUGGAUCACUUAUCUAUUCCUCGUGCACCGUCCUGAAAAGGUAUCGGAUCUCCUCGUAUCAGCUUUCCUAUAUGGGAAGCUUUCGAGUAAUAACAAGAAAGCCGGACGCCUCAACAAUAUCGCAAUACCGAAAAGGUGGUUCACGCAUUUCUAUCAGUACGCCGUAGUACUCUUCAGCUUGUGGUCUCUGAUCCUCCUGGUGAGCGCGUUCACGGGCCACGCAGCGGUUCCGUCCUCUCUGAGCUUCUCACUGGAUGUCCUGAUACAUAACAGGCGCAGUCAUGUGCCUUUCGCCGUUGCUCUGUGGGUUCAGCUCCUGACGACCCUACAGGUAUACCGGCGUUGCUACGAAUGCAUGUUCGUCAGCGUGUACUCCGACGCGAAGAUGCACGUGUGGCAUUAUGCCGUAGGUUACAUAUUCUAUACAGGAAUCCAAUACUCGAUCCUUUCGAUGACGCUUGGGAGCGACUCUUCGACGAUUUUCCGAUUCUCGGAUCUUUUUCGUUUCAACGUCCUCAUCGGAACCUUGAUCUUCGCUGCGGCCUUCCACUUGGAACAUGACACAACUAAGCGCUUCGCGAACUUCCGGAAGGACGCCACAGGAAAGGUGGUCUCGUCGAAACACCAAGCACCUGUAGGAGGGAUGUUCGAAUACGUCUCGUCUCCGCAUUAUCUCGCCGAGAUGUUGGUAUACACUGGACUGACGGUGAUACUUUGGAGCUUCAACUUCACCUGGUUCAAUGCGCUUCUGUGGACGUACGUCAACCAAUCGGCUAUGGCCUUUCUCAGUCACCGCUGGUAUCAGUCCAACUUCAAGGACUACCCAAAAACACGCACAGCAGUUAUUCCUUUCUUAUUGUAAACAAGCAUGGAGUGGAAUCUCCGUGUUUUGCCACAACGUGAAGGGAUGGGAGCAGCGGAGACUUUCAAGGAAAAGCUCGUGACUCAUGGAGAAUGCAUAAAAGAAUUCACUGUCUGGAAGACGAGUUUCCAGCGCUCAGGGAUAUCGAGAAUAUAAUUGUGGAAUAAUUAUGGUCCACC
Messenger RNA from Galendromus occidentalis (western predatory mite), 1187 nucleotides. Its product is annotated as polyprenol reductase. The record is from RefSeq and is a predicted model, not a curated record. Gene Ontology annotation, cellular component: endoplasmic reticulum. Gene Ontology annotation, molecular function: 3-oxo-5-alpha-steroid 4-dehydrogenase activity. Lineage: Eukaryota; Metazoa; Arthropoda; Arachnida; Mesostigmata; Phytoseiidae. The coding region runs from base 100 to 1008 and encodes 302 amino acids. Gene Ontology annotation, biological process: polyprenol catabolic process; dolichol-linked oligosaccharide biosynthetic process. The transcript is spliced from 9 exons.